AUGGCUUGGCAGGGCUGGCCUGCGCCCUGGCUGUGGGUCGCCGGCUGCGGGCUGCUGUUCCUCGUCGUCGUCCUGCUCGCGAGCCCCCGCGGCGGCCGAGCGCAGCGGACCCUGCGCGGCGUCUCCAUGGCGCGCAGCAAGCGGCUGCUCUUCCGAAUCGGGUACAGCCUGUACACCCGCACCUGGCUCGGGUACCUCUUCUACCGCCAGCAGCUUCGCAGGGCUCGGAAUCGCUACCCCAAAGGCCACUCCAGAACCCAGCCCCGCCUCUUCAACGGAGUGAAGGUGCUUCCCAUCCCCGUCCUGUCAGACAACUACAGCUACCUCAUCAUCGACACCCAGGCCCGGCUGGCUGUGGCUGUGGACCCUUCAGACCCUCAGGCCGUGCAGGCUUCCAUUGAAAAGGAGGGCGUUAACCUGGUUGCCAUUCUCUGCACCCACAAGCACUGGGACCACAGCGGGGGGAACCGGGACCUCAGCCGGCGGCACCAGGACUGCCGGGUGUAUGGGAGUCCUCAGGACGGCAUCCCCCACCUCACCCAUCCCCUGUGUCAUCAAGAUGUGGUCAGUGUGGGACGGCUCCAGAUCCGGGCUCUGGCCACCCCUGGCCACACGCAAGGCCAUCUGGUCUACCUACUGGACGGGGAGCCCUACAAGGGCCCUUCCUGCCUCUUCUCAGGGGACCUGCUCUUCCUCUCUGGCUGCGGACGGACCUUUGAGGGCACCGCAGAGACCAUGCUGAGCUCGCUGGACACUGUGCUGGGACUGGGGGAUGACACUCUGCUGUGGCCUGGUCACGAAUAUGCUGAGGAGAACCUGGGCUUCGCUGGGGUGGUGGAGCCAGAGAACCUGGCCCGGGAGCGGAAGAUGCAGUGGGUGCAGAGGCAGCGAAUGGAGCGCAGGAGCACGUGCCCAUCCACCCUGGGAGAGGAGCGUUCCUACAACCCGUUUCUGAGAACCCACUGCCUGGUGCUGCAGGAGGCUCUGGGGCCAGGCCCAGGCCCCAUCGGGGACGAUGACUACUCCAGGGCCCAGCUCCUGGAGAAGCUUCGCCGACUGAAGGAUCUGCACAAGAGCAAGUGAUGCCCCCCACCCCACCCCAGCCCACCUCCUUGGUGGGGAGGCUGACCAUCACCCUCAUCACCCCCUCCUUCUCAUUGCUACCACCACCACUUCCAUCGGCGCCCAUGGUGGGCUUUAUUCCCCGACACUGGCCGGGGGACAGAAGGGAGGAGACCGAGAGGAAGGGAGCUGGUGGAAGGCUUGGAGACUCCAGGGGGUGAGGCUGAGUUACCAAGGGCAAGAGGAAAGGCGGGACCUAGGACAUCUCCAGACCUGACUGGGAGCGUGUGUUCCAUGGCAACGAGGACGUGGAGCUGCUGGGGAGGCCUCGCUUCCACUGUAGCCCCUGAGCCCCGGGCAGCAGGAACUGUGAAGAUGUUUGAGUCCCUCUUCCCCCUCCUCCCGUCCAGAGUGGGGAGAGAAACUCAGUCCCCGAAAGUGGCCUGAGGUAUGGCUCCGUGGAAGAGUGACCAGUCCGGGAGCGACAGGGCUCUGGUCUGCGGAGACGCUGCCCCUGUCCCCUGCCCAAGCCUCCCUGCCCUGUCCCCACGAAGGCACUUUUCCCACAGAGCCAUUUCUGAGAAGGAUGACAGGGCUGCGAGCCUGGCUGUCUGGAUGUUUCUGCUGAAUGGCUCCCCUACAGCCUGGAAGAGGUGGGGUCCUUGUUGCCAAGGAAACCCAGGCCCUGGCUGAGGAGACACCAGAGAGGGGACUGUGACGGUCGUGUAGGUCCCCGUGCUCCCUGCACAGCGGGUCUGGGCCUGCUGGCUGGCCUCUGCCCCUGCCCUGGGUCUCAAGGGCCUUUAUUCCCAGGGGAGAAAGCGCCACCGCCAGUCAUGGCCGCUGCGGGUUUCCUCAUUCGGGUCCUUAUUCUUAGGAACCUCUGCCCCCCUCUCACUCCUCUCUUUCCUCAGCCCUUCUUUUAACCAGUAGACCUUCAACUGCCCCUUUGCAGUUUGCCAAGAACACCCCAUGCCAUUUCUCAUGUGACCCCUGGCUCCGUCCCGGCUGGGGCAGGGGGUCCUCGAAGCAGCACAGCACUCAGAGGCCUGAAAGCAGAGAGCUCUGAGUGAGCCGUGGCUUCCAGGACCCCAGGCCUGGGCCCUGCCCCUCUGCGCAGCCCCCUCAGCUCAGCUUCUCCCCUGGCCUCGGGUCCAGGUCCCUUUAGAGCGAGGAACCCUGUGGUCCUUGCAGCAGCAGACCUGGGGCCAGCCCAGAACUUUCUCUCCACAUCCAAGCCCUUCCUCAGGCUCUGCUCACCUUUGGUGAGCCUCUGAGAUGCCCUGCCCUCAGUCUCCCCCACCAUCGAUCGGCCUCUGCCUCUCUCUCCAGCCAUAGCCUCUGGUACCAACUCUAGCAAUACUGUCAGAAUAGUUAGUCCCCGCCCCCCCAGACAUGCAGUUCCUGCCUCUGUGCCUUCGCUCAUGCUGUCUCUUCAGACUGGAAUGCCUUUCCCCUGCUCCUCCUGCCUUGUCUGCCUGGCAAACACCUUUUCAUCUCUCUCCAUCUCCCUCAAAAGUCCCCCCUCCUCCCGGAAGAUCACCCCCAUGCCCCACCCCUUCCAGGCUACCUCUGCUCUUUGUAAAUGCUUCUCCCAUGGCACUUAUCACACUGUAUUUUACUUGUUUACAUGUUUGUCUCCCCUUCUAGACUGUGAACCUUUCAGGGCAUGGACUGUAUCUUAUGCAUCUAUGUAUUUCUGCGCCUAGCACGGUGCCUGGCACACAAUAGGCGCUUAAUAAAUGUUGAAUGAAUGAAUGA
Molecule: messenger RNA, 2823 nt
Organism: Talpa occidentalis (Iberian mole)
Lineage: Eukaryota; Metazoa; Chordata; Mammalia; Eulipotyphla; Talpidae
Product: probable hydrolase PNKD
Exons: 9
Coding region: 1-1083 (360 amino acids)
Cellular component (GO): mitochondrion
Molecular function (GO): hydroxyacylglutathione hydrolase activity
Source: RefSeq, a predicted model, not a curated record